AUGGCGUCGGCACUAAUAUUAGGUCUUAUACUCCUAAUUCCAAUCCUCCUGAUUCCGCGCUUCACGGGAUGGCCCAGAUUUGUCCAAUCCCCAACCAAGCUUCUCCUAUGGUGCCAGCGUCCCAAACAAUCCACGGAGAUCAUCUCGUUGCGCAUAUACCCUAUAAAAUCCUGUCGAGGCAUAGAAGUCCAAUCAACAGUCCUAAAACAGCAUGGCCUUGACCUCGACCGCCGCUGGAUGCUCAUCGACGCGUCGUCAAAUACCUUCCUAACAAUUCGCCAAAUCCCCGACAUGACCCGCAUCCGCACCGCCCUAAGUGCCGACGGCGACGAGUUGGUCGUGAGUAUCCCGAAUCCCGAAUCCAAUGAAUCCACCCAAGACCAAGGCCAAGAUCGUCAAUUUCAUACAAUCCGCAUCCCUUCCCAUCCAUCCCCGCAAUGGCUAGCGGCAAAUACGAAUAUGGGCCCCGUACACAUCUGGGACACAGAGACAGACGGGUACAGGUACAGCGACGAAAUCAAUGCCCCUUUCUCCGCCUUCUUGGGUCGCGACGUUGCCCUCGUCUACAAGGGCCCGACCCCGCGCGUGCUGAAGGGUAACGGCGCCCCACACCGUUUGGGAAAGGUGGGUAUAGACCCGAUUACUGUCGAGCGGUUCCGUCCGAAUAUUGUUGUUCGCGGCAAGGCGCCGUGGAGCGAGGAUUCGUGGAAGUUGGUUCGCAUUACUGGUCGGAAUGCUGAUGGUAUUUCUGGUGAUUCUGCUGGUGACGGUGGGGCUGUUACUCAGUCUCCGCUGGAUCUGGAUAUUGUGGCUCGUUGUGCGCGCUGCCAGGUGCCUAAUGUUGAUCCAGAUACGGCGCUCAAGAAUAAGAAGCAGCCGUGGGAUACGCUUGUUUCGUAUCGCAGGGUUGAUGAGGGGAUUAAGUAUAAGCCUUGUUUUGGGAUGUUGAGUGCACCGCGUAAUGAGGGGGCUAUUGAGGUUGGGAUGAAGUUGGAGGUUUUGGAGGAGACGACUGGACAUCGAUAUGUUGCUGGGUUCUAG
This is a messenger RNA of Penicillium mononematosum, 1041 nucleotides long. Its product is annotated as MOSC domain-containing protein. The transcript has 2 exons. The coding region runs from base 1 to 1041 and encodes 346 amino acids. Gene Ontology annotation, molecular function: catalytic activity; pyridoxal phosphate binding; molybdenum ion binding. The record is from RefSeq and is a predicted model, not a curated record. Lineage: Eukaryota; Fungi; Ascomycota; Eurotiomycetes; Eurotiales; Aspergillaceae.